GCGCGAAGACACUGUCGCGUCGCCCUGUUCCGCGUCCGACAUCGGCAUUACAUAAAUAUUCCGUUUUUUAUUCCAAACUGUCUGCCAAACGUGUAUUUCCUUGUAAAAGUGGAGCGUAUAGCUCAUAGUCAAUUUCUUAAAGUGAUUGAGUGCGUUCAAGAUUAAUCGGUUGAGUGAUUUCGGCUUUCGUUGGGAGGGAGUCGGGAAUGUGAGCCGCUGUGAUUGGUCGACGAUGGAAACCAUGGUGAACGUGUGGGCGGUAGUGGAGCAUGUGAGGGUGGCCAGUGGCGCUGCUGAGCUGGCCAUCUUCACCGCCAUACUCUACUGGUUCUUUACUUCAAGCCGUGUUGCCGACAUGCUAGAGGUGGUCGGCGAGAGAGUCGGCGGGUGGUGCGGCCGUGACUCGAACUCGCUGCGGCAAGCGGUGCGCGCGCGUCGCCGGCACCACAACGACAUCUACACCAAACUAGAUCAGGAGAGGACGACGAGAGCGUCGUCCCUGUUCCGAGUAAAGGAAGGCCCAGUGGUCCCCGCACCGCAGCCCGCUACCCGGCCUCCCGCCGGCCUCGCCUGCGUCCGCUGCGCUCCUGUGUCCCGGGAAUCAUGGCAGGACCCCAAAGCCGCAGACACGGGGGCAGUAAUAAACAUCCUCGACAUCGGCCAACAGAACUUCGCGAACGGUGGCGUCGUGUCCCGCUGUCUUUGCGACUUGGCCCAGUGCUGCAAUCUCACCAAUUAUGACUACAAGGAUAUGGUUCCUGAGGUAUUAAAAGAUGACAGCUUCCAACAAGCCAUCGAGGAGUCAGCACUAAUUGAAGCCAAGAGUAAGGGCGCCGGCGAUUCAGUUACUCCAGAGCUCAGGCGAAGAAUCGAAGCUAAGGCCAUGAAGGUUCUCAUGGAUAUCAGCUCAGCCAUGUCAAACAGAGUGCUCAAAUUAGUAGCCUGGCUGUGCCACAAAGCCGUCCGACGGAUCGCGGGCGGCGGCUGCGGCACGCGAGCGGCGUGCGUCGAGCGUCUCCGCCGCGCUAAAGCCGCAGGGCUGCCGCUCAUCUUCGUACCUCUACAUAGAUCUCACCUGGACUACAUUCUCGUAACAUUCACACUGUACCUGACCGGUCUUCGGCCGCCGCUAGUCGCCGCCGGUGACAACAUGAGGAUACCCUUCUUUGGUUGGUUCCUCCGGGGUUGCGGCGCUUUCUACAUCAGACGCAGAGUUGAUGGCUCAGAGUACCACGGAGACUCACUAUACAAGACUGCACUAAGAUCUUACAUUUUAAAUAGUUUAGCAGCUAAGAAUAAUCUAGAAUUCUUUAUUGAGGGAGGAAGAACUAGGACUGGAAAACCGCAACCACCAAAAGCGGGCAUCCUCUCAGUUAUAAUGGACGCGUACCUCGACGGAACGAUCGACGACGCCUUACUAGUCCCCGUCACUCUCAACUACGACCGUUUGGUCGACGGCAACUUCGUGCGAGAGCAACUCGGCAUGCCCAAACAGAUGGAGACCUUCUGGACCGCCCUUAGGGGCAUCUGGAGGACCCUUAACACCAAUCACGGCAGCAUUAGGGUAGACUUCAACCAGCCGCUGUCUCUUAAGGAGCUAGCAACCUCCUUCCAAAACUACAACUACCUGAAAGCCCCGAUCGAGCGCACCCUCACGCCGCCCAACAACAACCUGGCCGCGAACCUGGACCGCCAGAUCCUGUACAACCACAGCCACUCCAGCAUGUACGGCGCCGGCGUCAGCGUCGACCACAAGAUGAUGGUCGAGGCUAUAGGGCGACAUCUAGUCUAUGACGCAGCCCAAGCCACAGCCUUCAUGUGCACAAACGUAGUGUCCUACGUGCUUCUAACCGAGCACAGGCGAGGUUGCACGCUCAAGCAGCUAAGUCACGCGGUCGCCAUGAGGGGCGCGGCCUUGAGCAGAGAUGGAAGAGACUUAGGAUAUACUGGGGAAGCGCCAACAUUACUGAAACAUGCUUUGGACAUGUUAGGUCGCAGUUUAGUAAGGCGGGAAGGUUCAGGGGAGAAACAAAGAGUGCGGCCACAGAAGUCAAUAGCAGCUUCUGAGCUGGCGUACUACAGCAAUACUGUAGCGGCGCAUUACGCCGCCCCGGCUAUUGUAGCAACGGCGUUAGAAAGUAUAAUCAGACAGCCAAACGCGGACCAGGAGAUCAUAAGGCACUCGGAGCUGAUGGAGGCGUCCCUGCAACUCUGCGAGAUCCUCAGCCAGGAGUUCAUUCUGUGCGCGCCGUGCCACAGGAUAGAGGAGACUAUGAUGAAGGCGCUGGAGUCGCUUAUUGCUAGCGAAGUUAUCACUCCUCUAGAGAGCAACAACGGCCUAGAAGAGCAGCAGUGGUCGCGGCGGUUCGCGCGGACACUCGACGAUGAAGACAAUGAUGAUGAUGAUAGACCAGAUCCUACGCUCAAAAUCAAGUACAGGGUGUCACAACGGCCAGAGGCACUAUUAGAACGCGGUCGCCUCCUACGGACACUGAGGCCUCUAUUAGAAGGCUACGCGGCGGCUUGCCGAGGCAUUCGAGCGGGCACACAGAAGGAGCUCAUCAAGGCCACGCUUGACUCGCUCACAGAAGACUAUACUCAAAACAAGAUGCUAUACGGCGAGGCGAUAUCCACAGACGCGAUUCGCAACUGCUGGCGGCUGCUGAAGCAGUGGGGUGUCAUAGAACUAUACACGCACGACAAAGUGCGCAUGCUGCGCCCCCUGCCGCCCUACGACGCGCAUGCGCGCCGCGACGCCGUGUGCGAACACUUGUACCGGUACAACGUGACCAGCCCGCUGCUGUGAUAGUGACAGUCUGACAGUGAUAGCGUAAGGUAAAUCAAAA
Messenger RNA from Leguminivora glycinivorella, 2846 nucleotides. RefSeq names its product glycerol-3-phosphate acyltransferase 1, mitochondrial (gene mino). Gene Ontology annotation, cellular component: mitochondrial membrane. The record is from RefSeq and is a predicted model, not a curated record. Lineage: Eukaryota; Metazoa; Arthropoda; Insecta; Lepidoptera; Tortricidae.